Molecule: messenger RNA, 1077 nt
Organism: Arachis ipaensis
Lineage: Eukaryota; Viridiplantae; Streptophyta; Magnoliopsida; Fabales; Fabaceae
Source: RefSeq, a predicted model, not a curated record
CUCUGAUCUCAAUCGUUUCCUUCUUCCUUUCUUCUCCAGCGUCCGAUUCCUCUCCCAUUUCUCACCGGAUCUCUCUCCCGCCAAAUACAAAAAUUCCAUAAACAUUUCCCAGCACCCAAACCAGGUAUUUCAGUUUAUCACAGUCAUAAUCAUCCACCACAACCAUCAUCGUCCCUUUCCCUCUCUCUUUCUCUCUUUAGGGUUUCGCGUCCACCUCGCACCUAGGAUUAGGGUUCCGGCGAUCAUGGCCGACGGUCCGGCGAGCCCAGGCGGCGGAAGCCACGAGAGCGGUGACCAUAGCCCUCGCUCCAACAUAAGGGAGCAGGACAGGUUCCUUCCCAUCGCUAACAUCAGCCGCAUCAUGAAGAAGGCGCUUCCCGCCAACGGAAAAAUCGCCAAGGAUGCCAAAGAAACUGUUCAGGAAUGCGUCUCCGAGUUUAUCAGCUUCAUCACCAGCGAGGCCUCUGAUAAGUGCCAGAGAGAGAAGAGGAAGACUAUUAACGGUGAUGAUUUGCUCUGGGCAAUGGCGACUCUCGGUUUCGAGGAUUAUAUUGAUCCCUUGAAGAUUUACCUCACAAGAUACAGAGAGAUGGAGGGUGACACCAAGGGUUCAGCAAAGGGUGGAGACGCUUCUGCUAAGAAAGAGGUUCAACCAAGUCCUAAUGUUCAGCUUGCUCAUCAAGGUUCUUUCUCACAAGGCGUUAAUUACACUAACCCUCAGGGUCAACAUAUGAUGGUUCCUAUGCAAGGUCCAGAGUAGGUAGAGUCUAUUGAUUCUUGCGUGGUUGUCGUGUGUUUUCAAUGCUGUUGGAGGUUUAGUAAGUGGCCUCGGCAUAUUGAAUGUAUUUUUAUAUUAUGUGAAUACUGACAUAGGAGACGUUGGUUCUUGUUUCCAGAUAUUUUUUGCAAUUAAGGUUUGUAUAUUAACUUUGGAUUAGAAUUAUUCGGAAGUUAUAUUGUAAUCUUGAAGUCUUGUUAUCUGAUUCUGUCACACUGAUGUAAGCAUGAAUUGGUACAUUCCUUCCACUAUUUCUUUGUACAAUAAUGGAUGAAGAUGGUUCCAAUUUUUUAAAUCUA